This is a messenger RNA of Aspergillus melleus, 264 nucleotides long. RefSeq names its product pre-rRNA processing. Gene Ontology annotation, cellular component: actin cortical patch. Bases 1 to 264 code for a protein of 87 amino acids. The record is from RefSeq and is a predicted model, not a curated record. Gene Ontology annotation, molecular function: Arp2/3 complex binding. NCBI's taxonomy places the organism in Eukaryota, Fungi, Ascomycota, Eurotiomycetes, Eurotiales, Aspergillaceae. The transcript has a single exon. Gene Ontology annotation, biological process: actin cortical patch assembly; actin cortical patch localization; endocytosis.
AUGGUCUACGGACUAUUGCAGGAUGACGACCCGGAUACCCUCCACCUGAUUGUCUCGUUUCUACUCUUCGACGGGCGACAGAAUGAGACCCCCUUUCGGAUGAUGGACGAGGAGGGCUCGUUCCCGCGCAUGCUGGAGCUAUUACAGGCGCAAAAUCGACAUGUGGACGAGGACACUGGAGCUCGUCUCCAUCGACUGUUGAUGGAGCUGCUCUACGAGAUGUCGAGGAUACAGAGAAUUAAGAUUCAAGACUUAGGUGGGUGA